AUGUGGAAACAGAUAAUUGCCAGACCACAAUCUACUCUUGCGCCCGUCUCGCUUUCGUUGCCACACAAGCCUCUGGCACCUACCACUAUUUCAAGACUCACCAAGGUUUUCCCCAAAAUCGAACAAGUUAACCACGACAACUUGUACGGAAAACCAUUCAAGAACGCCUACUAUAUUUCAAGAACUCACAAAGGAAACAUACCCGUUUACAGAACGUACAAAAGUCAGGCCGUUGUCACCGAAGUGCGAAGAAUCGACGGAAGCCUGACCAGGUUCAGGGACGACGUUCAGAAGCUUUUCCCCGAAAAACCAAAAAGCGAUUUCACCUGCCUCAUGAGUAGCAUGACGCUGCGGAUCAAAGGCGAUGUCUCCAAACCUCUGAAAAAGUACCUGAGCGAAGCAUUCUAG
Molecule: messenger RNA, 408 nt
Organism: Ogataea haglerorum
Lineage: Eukaryota; Fungi; Ascomycota; Pichiomycetes; Pichiales; Pichiaceae
Exons: 1
Coding region: 1-408 (135 amino acids)
Biological process (GO): translation
Cellular component (GO): ribosome; mitochondrial large ribosomal subunit
Molecular function (GO): structural constituent of ribosome
Source: RefSeq, a predicted model, not a curated record